CCAAAAUCCUGUGAUCACAGGUUGUACGAAGCCACCGACCAUGUCCUCUCCCACUCUCAUCGAGACUCUUUCUCUCUCUGCCUCUGCGUUAUUAAGCUAAUCGCUAGCUAGGCGCCAGCGUCUCCUGAUCUCCAGGCGCCAUGCGGGUGCAGUGCGACGUCUGCGGCGGCGAGCCGGCCGCCGUGCUCUGCUGCGCCGACGAGACCGCGCUCUGUUCCGCCUGCGACCGCCGCGCCCACCGCACCAACAACAUCGCCGUUAAGCACCGCCGCCUUCAGCUCCUCAACCCCUCCGCCGCCAGCUCCGGUGACUCCACCGCCGCCACCGGGCCCCUCUGCGACGUCUGCAAGGAGCGGAGGGGGCUGGUGUUCUGCGUCGAGGACCGCGCCAUCCUGUGCGCCGACUGCGACGAGCCCAUCCACAGCGCCAACGACCACACCGCCAAGCACAGCCGCUUCCUCCUCGUCGGGGCCAAGAUAUCCACCGCGCUCGUCGACCAGGCGCCCACCUCCCCGGACUGUGGCAGCGCCGCUUGCGCGCAGGACUCCUCCACGUACAGGAGCUCGGUUCUUGAGUGCAGCAACAACAACAGCGGCAGCGAUGGAGGCGGCAGCAGCAUCUCGGACUAUCUCACCAACAUCUGCCCCGGCUGGCGCGUCGAUGACCUCCUCUUCGAUGGCGCGGCUUUCUCCGCCGCGGCGAAAGCCGGGUGCGACGAGCACGAGCAGGUGCCGUCCCUAGACGCGGACCUCUUCGACGUGGUCGCCGGGCGGCCGGGGGAGCGCAGCGCCUGGGCGGGCGCGCUGGGCCUCGAGGAGGUGCCGGCCGCCAUGGCAGCCCCGGCCGCAGCCAAGACUGGCAAGCAGCAGAGGGACAGGUACUGGAACAGCGACAGCGACGCGUUCGCGGUGCCGGAGAUCUUGCAGCCGCCGGCCAAGAAGGCGCGGCCGUCGUCGUCCUUCUGGUGCUUCUGAGCUGUAUCAGUCCGGCGAGCUAGCUCGAUCGAUCGCUUGUGUAAUCCACUACUACUAGUACGUGCAGAUUGUUGUUACAACUGCGGUUAAUGGCUUAGUGCUAAACUCCUAGUUAAUGUUGCUACAGUAAUGGCUUUGCUUAACCAUGGGAUACUGUAACCGUGUUGUAAACUGCCUGAUGUGUUUAUCGCCUCCUUUUUUCUAUCCAUCAUCGAUCAAUAAGGCAUCAUGGUUUGCUCUGCUUAA
This is a messenger RNA of Phragmites australis (common reed), 1220 nucleotides long. Its product is annotated as B-box zinc finger protein 20-like. The record is from RefSeq and is a predicted model, not a curated record. The coding region runs from base 141 to 974 and encodes 277 amino acids. Gene Ontology annotation, cellular component: nucleus. Gene Ontology annotation, biological process: regulation of DNA-templated transcription; photomorphogenesis. Gene Ontology annotation, molecular function: zinc ion binding. Lineage: Eukaryota; Viridiplantae; Streptophyta; Magnoliopsida; Poales; Poaceae. The transcript is spliced from 3 exons.